Molecule: messenger RNA, 1975 nt
Organism: Acanthopagrus latus (yellowfin seabream)
Lineage: Eukaryota; Metazoa; Chordata; Actinopteri; Spariformes; Sparidae
Exons: 3
Coding region: 330-1730 (466 amino acids)
Source: RefSeq, a predicted model, not a curated record
UUAAAAAAAAAUAUAUAUAUAAAAUUAGAUUGAGAUGAAAGAAAUAAAAGACAAGGGGUUACGAUAUUACGAACUAAAACAACUAGGACUUAAAAACUAAGGCAAUGAAUGAUGAGGCACCUUAAGUAAAAGCCAGGAAAAAUAGAUAUGUCUUAAGAUUAGAGAUCUUAAGAUCUAUAGCUAUAUAAAUGUCCACAGAGGUGGAGUCUCUGAGAUCCUCAGGCAGACCGCUCCAGAGACCAGGGCCUACAAGACAAAGAGCCCGGCUGCAAAGGACCUGAGGGACCUGCAGGAAGAGGUGGAGCCUGGAGCUUGGAGCACAAGCAGACAUGGAAGAAACGGGUCUGGGUGUUUCUGAUGUAGUGAGGACGAUCCUACAAAGUGCAGCAGCGGGUUUCGCUUUUGGAGAAGCCGCAUUAUUUGCCAUUGAGCCCACACUGAUCCAAGAUGGCGACCUGCUGAGCGCUGCGACUCUGGCCGCUGGCCUAGCCGGCUCCACCGGUGUUGGGGUGGUGACGGCAUGCCUUGCAUUCACCUCAGUGCUGCUUUCCCUGGGAUGCGGUUUCCUCCUUGCUGCCAUGGCGAUGAAGCUGUGGUCCAAAGUUGGAGUGAGGCUGCCGUGGUUAGUGGAGGCCACAGCGGGAGCCUCCGUCGUGGUGGGCGCUGUCACUACUGGGGUGUUAGCAGGCAUCCUUCCACCCUGGAUCUACAUCGCAGCACAGGUUAUUCUGGUCCUCGUGGUCUACUCGUACACUAAUAUCAAUGACAUGACCACGGCUCUGUUAAUCAUCUUCACCACUCUCUACCUCAGCGUCCUGUAUGGAAGAUUGGGCGCCAUAGUUGGACUCUUCGUCGUGGGUUUCACCAUCUCUCUGCUUUGUGGCCUUCGAAAGGCUCUGACAGAGAGGAUAGCGCAGAGACCAAAAACAGAGUGCGGGCUUUUACAGAGGAUAUUCUUCUAUUCUGUUUUUGUGGGGAUAAUGGGAUUUUCAGUAGGCUUAGGGGCCGGAGAGGCAGGAGACGGCUGUGAAGCAGAGGUGGUUCUGAUGUUUGAGUCGGUCGUCUGGGUGGUGUUUCUGUCUGCAGGCCUGCUAGGAGCUGGCUUGGGAACAGUGGCCAUGGUCGGGCUGGGGCCGGAGGUAGCUGGAAAGGUCGCCGUGGGAGCUGCUGUAAUAUCAUCGGUUGCCCUGAGAGCCAUCCACACGAGCUCCUCUCUUGGGGCCCGGAGCAGCAUGGGGGGAGCGUUGGGAGCAGCUACAGCUGCAGGGGUGUCACUCGGAGCUGCGAGCGUUGCAGCUAAACAGGCAUUCAAGUCUAGAAAUUUAGCUUUAGCAGUUUUAGCUUCAGUUGUUGUUGGUGCAAUCGUGGCCAUGCGAGGUUUAGCACUGAGAUCAAUUCUGCCGACGACAUCAGAACUUAUAACUGUCACCCUCGUUGCACUGGGGGCAUUUGUCCUGGGUGCACCAAAGAGCCCGUUCCACACUCAGGUGAAUCUACAAAGGGGCCUCCUCACGGGGCCACAGCUAAUUAUAGGGAUCGGCAUGGAGACGGUCACCGCGGCAGCAGCACCUAUCGGAGCCGGGGCACUUGGGGCUGCGGCGUUGGGUACUGCAGCUCUGGGGAGACUGGGGACUGUGGGAGUACUUGUGGCCAUUGUAUCGGCACUGGGAAGUACUCUUAGUGGCAUGAUUGGAAAAUCACCACCAACGACAAGAGAACACGCAGACUGAACGUGUAUUUGCAUGUGUGUGUGUGUGAGCAGAUGUCUUUGCAUUAUUGCAAAUCCACAUGGAGAGAAAAAUAAUCAUUGUGUUUCAGUUAAAGCUCAAAUUUAGACUACUGUGGGGUUUUUUUGUUUUGUUUUGUUUUUGUUUUUCAGAAAAAACACAUUUGCUUAAUGAACAAAACUGAAUCAUGUCAUAAAUAUGUAUUAUUGUGGCUUCAGUGUUGAAUUAAAUGAUAAUUUUUCACCUAA